This is a messenger RNA of Pseudozyma hubeiensis SY62, 1035 nucleotides long. RefSeq names its product SWR1-complex protein 5. The transcript has a single exon. Bases 1 to 1035 code for a protein of 344 amino acids. Lineage: Eukaryota; Fungi; Basidiomycota; Ustilaginomycetes; Ustilaginales; Ustilaginaceae. The record is from RefSeq and is a predicted model, not a curated record.
AUGACAGCAUUCGCUCGAGAUUCUCAUCAAGUGGAGAGACCGCGCGCUGCGCUUAGCUCGGGCAGCGAUUCGGAAGACGACGACGACUUCGUACCAGAGGCAGGUCCGUCUCGUGGCACCGCAAAACGCUCCAAGCCCUCGGACAGGCGCCAAGUACCGUCCGCCGCUGCCGGUCAAGCGUCGGAAGACGACUCGGACGAUGCGGACUCGGAUGCAGGGGACGAUGCAGCAGAAGUGCCAUUACCCGCCGGGGAGGAGAUCGACGCAGACGAGUUGGAAGCCCUCAAGCGGGAACGUGAGGAACUCAUAGCGGCCGCUGGCGGUGAGGACCGGCUCGGCAAACGCAGAAGGCUGGCGCCAAAUAUCGGAGAGACCGUCGCAGAGUCGAAAACAGCAAAUGACGAAGCAGAUGCAUUGAAGGCAAAAGCCAUGGCAGAAUGGGAGGCUAUAAAAGGGUCCGAUACUGCUCGUGAACCCAAAGGGGAAGCCGCAACAUCAACAUCCAGCAUCGUCAACGCGUCGGCCACACCAUCAGCAAGUGCAGGAGAUGACAUGGUAUCGGUUCCCACAACGUACAAGUUCGCUGGCGAAGUUCACGUAUCAACACGCUUGCUACGACGCUCGCAUCCCGAUGCUAUCAAGCAUCUCACCACGCAAACUAUGAGCAAUGCAACGGCGAAUUCCGCACCGUCAACAAUAUCAUCCGCAUCGAGUCAUCCGACCGCGGCCCGCCCCGGAACUGCAACCGCAGCGGACCGACCACGUCCAGCACCUCCCGGGCCGAGGCGGAAGAAACAGUCGUCGCUCGCGGCGCUCUCGGCUUCGGCCUCCUCCGCCAAGCCGACCAAACUCAACACGCUUGAGAAGAGCAAGCUCGACUGGGACUCGUUUAAGUCGGAUCAUUCAAAGCUCUCGCAGCAGGAGCUUGACGAGCUGGAGCAUCAGACGAAAGGCGGCGGUAAGGGUCUUGGCGACAUGAAAGGCUACCUCGAGAGAAGCGACUUUUUGGAUCGUGUCAAAAAUCGGACUCAGUAG